This is a messenger RNA of Paralichthys olivaceus (Japanese flounder), 7702 nucleotides long. RefSeq names its product potassium channel tetramerization domain containing 17 (gene kctd17). Gene Ontology annotation, cellular component: Cul3-RING ubiquitin ligase complex; cytoplasm. Lineage: Eukaryota; Metazoa; Chordata; Actinopteri; Pleuronectiformes; Paralichthyidae. Gene Ontology annotation, biological process: protein homooligomerization; proteasome-mediated ubiquitin-dependent protein catabolic process. Gene Ontology annotation, molecular function: cullin family protein binding. The record is from RefSeq and is a predicted model, not a curated record.
GCUUGUCCGCGGCGCUGAGCGGAGAAAAGGCCGAGGCAGCUCCGGACCGUGGCUCCUCUUCUGCUCCACUCCCAGCCGCUUCAGCCACGAUGGCAACCACGGCGGACGAGCUGCGGGAACCGGCGGACGUCGCCGCGCCGUCCACGCGCCCCGACUGCCGCGGCCACCGCAACAACAGCAACAACAACAACAACAAUAACAACAACAACAAAGACAGCGAGGCGGGAGAGAGCCCGAGCUCCGCCGCCGCCGCCUCCAGCGAGACCGAACCCGGGACCGCGUCGCAGAGCAUCGGGAACGGCUCGGUAAUCAACCCCACCGGGGGGAGCAACGGAAAGUGGGUCCGACUGAACGUGGGGGGCACCGUGUUCCUCACGACCCGGCAGACCCUCCUCAAGGAGCAAACUUCGUUCCUGUACCGGCUGUGCCAGCAGCAGGACCUGCACUCAGACACGGAUGAGUCGGGGGCCUAUGUGAUUGACAGAGACCCCACCUACUUCGGUCCCAUCCUCAACUACUUGCGGCACGGCAAACUGGUCUACAACAAGGAGCUGGCUGAAGAAGGUGUCCUGGAGGAGGCCGAGUUUUACAACAUCACGCCCCUGAUCAAAUUGAUCAAGGAGAGGAUCGUGGAGAGAGACUCCAAAGCCACGCAGCAGGUGCCCCCAAAGCAUGUGUACCGGGUGUUGCAGUGUCAGGAGGAGGAGCUGACCCAGAUGGUCUCCACGAUGUCGGACGGCUGGAAGUUUGAGCAGGUCAGCGUGCGCACCUGCAGAAAGCCCCGCACCGGACUGCUCUGGACUAUGGUGAACAUCGGCUCAUCGUACAGCUACGGAACAGAAGACCAAGCGGAGUUCCUGUGUGUCGUGUCCAAGGAGCUUCACACGCCUGGUUCUGGACUGGGUACAGAGCAGAGCCACAAAACAAAGCCGGCUGAGCUGCAGGAAGAGGAAGCAGCGAAGGAUGAGGAGGAGGAGGAGGAGGGAGGGAGAGAUACCACACCAAAUGAGUGGCUUAGAGAAUGAGGGAGUCAUGUUGCUUUGUUCCAAAGAGAGGUGGGAUUGGCUUUUCCAGAUCCAUGGAUCACGGAUGUAAAAGAAUUUUACUUAUUUUCCUUUGAGGCUCAUAACAACAUUCUGUACAUAAUGUCGCAUGUUGUGUGCUGCGUCAAUGGGACGGCAUCAGAAACAGAUUAGUAGCAUUUCUAUCAGUUCGCUGACAAAAUGACCAAAAAGGAAAAAAAAAAAAAAUCUCAGAAUUCAUCAGAAAUCUUUUUCAGCGAGAUUUUAUUGUUAGAAAUAAAUCAUGUGUGCAGAUGUUAUAUUGCUAAGUAGUGGAGCUUAGUAAAUUAUAACCAAAGAUCCAGAUGAAAGCGGACUGAACAAGGUGCUUAACUAAAAUCACAGUGAUCCGAUUAGGGUUGCAGCGAGGAGCUGUUGUUGCGUCACCAUGAUCCAACAGACAUCGGAGAUUGCAAAUAGAUCAGAUUGCAUCCGUUUUGUUUUCAGACAUGGACUCCAGAGAAUGUCCGCAGAAUUGGGUAUGGACUUUCUCCAGCGUUCGCCUUUCACAAAUGAACAAUACAGCAGGAGAUUCUCUGCCCACAACAAAACAAAUCUCUGGAGCGUUAGGUGAGGGCUAAUUUAUAAAUUUAGUUGCGGAGAUCACGUUUCUGUUUACAUCACAUCGACACCAAUGUUGGUCCUUAUCACCAAAAGGUCUCUUAAACAUCUUGGUCGGUGUCUUCUGUGUGUGUGUGUGUUAAUACGCAAUAAGAUGUUUCUGAGUCGGAGGAUCUCCUGCUGUGUUCUCAAAUCAGCUCAUUCUGACAUUCUCCAGAGUUUUUUACUCGGGGCUAGAAAAACUGCAGAAAGUCCGGAGACUCCGGAGUUCAGGUCUGAAAGCAGUUCUUAAUUAUAAUAUUUCUUGAUGUUAACACAGUUGGCAUGGAGGCAUUCAUCAGCGAUACAUAAUGAAACCAAUGUUCCAUCACUUUCUUUCUUCCCAAUGAUGGACACAGUUGUUUGUUUUGUACUGAAGCCUCUUAUCCCUGCUGUCCUCUCAUUUAAUUGCACGAGGCAAGUUUGCUCAAGAAAACUAAAUCACUGUGGCUGCUGAGAAACAAUCACAGUGAUCCCACCAGCCGUCGACUGCAAAAAUUUUUGCAGAGACUGACUCUUUGUCGUUAAACAUGUAGGAAAUGAUGUUGGUACUGUAGCUAUUCGUUUCUCUCAGUGUGAACGUUGGCUAACACUGGUUUGAUCUCAUUCUACACAGACUCCACAGCCUGUGUGAGGCUGUAGCAGAUCCUGACAGUGUGCACUGCAUACAAAAGCUUGCUUCACUACCUCUUUGAGUCUUAAGCCCCUUUUCCUGCAGUAGACACAGGUUUAAAUAAGCUCUGGCUCCGAUUGGCAGUGAUUGAAACAUGACACCAGGGCGAACGCGCUAAUUUGACAAGACAGCGAGGUGAGAGAGCGCCUCAGCUUCAGCAAAAAAACAGAAAGGCAAACUCCUCAACUGUCAAUGAGAGAAAGGUCAACUGGCUUUUUUUUGCUGGUUUAACCAAGUUAAAUUUGGUGGAAGAGGUUUUACUGAGAGAUGGCCUCGUAUGCAAGUCAGCACACCUUCAGUUCUGAGUUGUCAGGAGCAUUGGUCUCGAUAUCACUGCUUUCAGGUCUAGUUAUGUGCUGCGAUUUGAUCUUGCUGUUAUUACUGUUAGCUUAGUAUAAAUGGGUGUGAUUGGCUUUAAACACAACAAGAGUCCAACAGAGCCGAGCUUAGGAGCACAUAUACACCGCUCUACAUUUCACCCUGCACCAGCUCCCUGACACAUACCUGCAUCACCACGUGCACGGUGCACACUCAACAGCGGUGUCGUUUCAGUCUGCCGCCCUGGCCGCGAUCCACAGCCAGCUUUAAGCCCGAGCUGACAGAGAGAUGUCGGCGUGAGUCAGGAAAGGCUUGAACAGAGAGGGGAGUAGAGGGUGACUCAGGGGAGUGAAGUGUCCUCUGUCUGUCGUUGUUAGGAUAAGGAGCAGCAUUUAAAUCCCACUAUCAGCUCAGGGCAGGUGUAUGGUUUCAAAAAGGUGGUCAGAUAACGCGUGACUUAACGAUCUCUGCUCGCAAACUGUAGGAACUGCACCACAUUGAGUCCCCUGUGCACAACUCCUGACAGCUCCGAUGACUUUAAAUGCAUCAAGUGCAAGAUAAUACAUUUGUAGAUGUCAUUUUGCAAAUUCUCCUCCCAUGAGGAUUUGACAUCAAGGAGUUGUAGUGGAUAUCAGUAGAUAUUAAUGUGUAAUUACUAGGGUUGUUUAUCAUCUAAUUAUAGAAAAAUUACUUAAAUUAAACUCACUCUGUGAUGUCGCUAUGAUGUCAUCUUCCUGUGACUGGUCCAUCAGCGCUCUUGCUCUCCACUGGUGACAAACUAUCGAUUCCUAUCGAGAAAAGAUCAUUAAAUUCCUCCUGUGGCACCACAGUCCUGAACUUCUGACGAGGAAUCAACUGACGGUCUCGUGUUGGAACAAACAAAGCACAGAAAAAGUUUACGCAGUUGAGAUAUAAAGAUAAAGUUAAACACAAAGCACAACAACAGCACAGAUGGAGUGGCAGCGUCCGUUACAUUUAUUUAUACAUGUAUUAUUGUAUAAAUAAUACACAAUAAAUGUAUUAUCCGAUGCACUGCUUAACUUGCUUCUCACAGCAAAAAACUGACAUAUGCAUUCAUUUUUCUUGAAAGCUCUAGUAAAUGCACAUUUCUACAAAUAGCCAAAUGUUGUGUCUCAGCUUAUCAGAGGACAUUUAACCUAAAAGAAGAUAUGAAAAAUCAUUGUAGAACAAAUGGUAACUUAGAAAUGGGGGCAAUAUAUCCACGCCCAGCAGUCGUUCCAAAUUCCAGUUAGCUAUACUUGCCAAAUCAGCUAAACUAGCCAACAGCUGUCUAGAUAAUCAUAGUCAGCAGCUUUCAAAACAUCCUGUAAUGCAUGAUAAUGAAUGACUAGAAUAAGAAAGCACCGUCAUCCUCAUUCACUGAUUUACAGUUUCAUUUGUAAACACAGUUAUGCCAUAAAAUAGCAGCUUCAGAAUGAGUUUGGUGGUUCACAGAUUUGGGAUAGGGAGAAUGUUUUUUCUUUCAUUCCCAGUCCUCACCCUGAACGUCUCUUCUUGCUCUUUGGUGAGUGGAUACCUUCUCCUGUGAGAGAUUUGGAACUGACUGAUAGUCCCAGUUUUAAAUAUUCAGAAUCAGGCCCAGCGAGUUCGAGAGUAAUAUUGAAGAUCAGUCAUUGAAAACCAGUGAUAAACCCCUUUAUAAUGCAGAUGAAAAUAUUUUAAACUUGUCCCAUCCACUUACAUGGAGGAGGCAGGAUUUGUGACCUGCAGCUAGCCAUCAGUUGACCAUCCAGAUGUUUUGGCUUCAUUUUUGGGAGCUGUCAUGUUGUCCAUCUUUGUGUCUUGGAAACAGAACCCAACAGAAACACUACGUCUGGCUGCAGAGGGCGCUGAUGGUCAGUUAAAGUUACAUAGUGUUGCUUGAAUUUGAUUUAGCGAACUUUAUUUUUUUCUGCUCCUUCUUUGACCCAUUGAGGUUUAACACCACCAGAGAGAUUAUUUCUACGACCACAUUGAGCGUUUGCCGUCUGCACCUCAUACCUGACCCCCUUUGCUGUAUAGCUACUGCGUAACACUGAGUGACCCCCAACAUGCAGGAAACACACAAAUACACUUGAGGCAAUAAGCAGUUAGUGUGAGACAAUCGAAAAUUGGGAUCGUAGUUGGAAACUUUUUUUAGUAACAUUUUGAUAAUUGAAACUAAAAAAACAUACGCAAAUACAAUAAUGUGUGUGUUAUAAGUGUCUUGUCCGUUUAAAGCAUCAAAUAUAAGCAGAUAUAUGGACCUUUAGGUAAAUGUCAGAAUAGUGAAGACAAGUUACUCAUGCUUACGAUAAUCACAACAAAGACAUUAGAAGGAGGGAGAAGACUGAAAGAGUUUUGAUCAUUGUUUUGUUACUUCAGCAUUUUUCUAACUUGGUGCCUUGAGUUCAAACAGAUAAACUGGGCGUGUCUAAAGACUGAUGUUUCACAUUCAACGUCGGCGUCGUCACAUGCAUUCUUUUAAUCAGCUGUUUUAAUAUUUCAGUCCAAAAAAAUGGGUCUUUUCACCACCUCCCUAAGAGUCCAUUCCAGGUUUGCUCCUUGUUUAAAUUGUUACAUUUCUUCCAGCACAUGGCGAUUGCAUUUUUUUCAGGAGUUGUUCAAGCAGAGAUAAAGAUGUCACACACUGAACGUGGAGUGGCAUGUCUUAUGUGGUUUUUUUUUUCUUAUCAGUAUUCAAGAGCGUGAUCUUUCAGUUUGAGAGCGGGACUUAUUGAUUCCACGUUCAGAUUUUGUAAUGCUAUCACUCAAAAGCCUGUGCUUGCACUCAAAUGGCAGAUUCUCUGCAUUUCAGCUUUAGCUCUUUUCAUGCUCACGCUGCUUUUGUGUGCGUGUGAAACGUCUUCCCUUGAUUUCUCCUCUGCCCUUGGAUUUGUAGUGGUGACAAGUUGAUGUGGGUGUGUUAGCUUGAUGGCUUUGAGAUUUCCAUACAGGCAGUUACUUUAGCUUCACUAUAACUCUCCUGCACCCCACGGCCUUAUUACCUCAGCUUCCUGUGUUUAGGGUUUAACCUUUGGUUGUGUGUGUGAAGCAAACACAACACCUUCUUGGAGCAGAAGUCCAGCAGAUCCCCGAUCCACAAGGUCUUAAUUUAAAGUUUUUUUAGGGUAUGGGAACACUAUAAAACAAAAGAAAUGGAGCCCUGUCUCUUUCCAUCUAUUCAGCUAAUUUCGGGGACGAGAUGCAAGAGUUUUCCGCUCCUGCUGGACUCCUGCUCCAUGAAGAUGAAAAAAAUCCAAGAGCAGACAUUACAUAUGCACACAAAAGCAGCAUGAGCGCUUGUAUGAUCAGUACAAGUAACAAAGCAUCUGAGUGCACUUGCAUGAUAAGCACAAGCAGGGGUAAAUUGACCGCGUGUGCAGGGUUUUGAGAUAAAGCAUCAGAAAAUAAGAAAUCACUAAAUCCUGCUCUCAAAUGGAAAGACUCAAUCUUGAAUACAAAUAGGGGGAUAAAAACCCAAUGUUUGAGGUAAUGCUGUUUAAAGCAGCUGUUGUUGAAGGUUUUAGCUGUUUUGUAUAAAACUUCAUGCCUUUUUUUGUACAUUUUUGUUGUCUUAUUUAUUCUUAAGGGUUUUUUUUUAUGCUACACAGUAAAAAGAAUUUUGGGCUUGAUUUUUUUAGUGGGAGGGGGUUGAUGUCAUCCGUGGGUGGGUGAUCUUUUUAUGUUUUAUCAGAUUUUCUGAAUAUGUUAGAUUUUAGUUCACAUAAAUGCUGUUGAACAGAUGUCAACCCAAGAAUAGAGUUUAGAGUUUUGCUAUCAAAAUAUAAAUGUAUUAGCAUUAGGUCAGUUUUAUAAACCUUGUUUGGUUUACUGGAUUCACACUGAAUUAAUCCACAUGUACACUAUUCGUUGGAUGGUUUCUGCUGUACUAUAGUUUGUUUUCACAUGGUAUUUGAUCUUUAAAAGUCUAUACAACAGUCCUCUUAUUAUUCUUUCCAAAAAAACAUCUCUAUCUGAUGCUGGAGUUCUUUUACUGCUUUUCACACAAUGUCAUAUCUGAAUGCAUAAAACAAUGUGAUAUGAAUUUAAGGCCUCGGAUAAAACUGCUUCAACAAACACUGUGUGACAACAUACAUCAUCAAUGUGACUAUUUAAUUUCCUUUUUUUCUUUUUUUUUUACUUAUUGUAAAUGAAUGUCACUGUUCAACAAAAAUAAAACUUUGUCCUUUGGUUUAAAAUAACCAUUUGAAGAUCUUGUUUUUUGGCGGGGAGACAGACAUCACCACCAUGGCCAGAUCUGGAUUAUCUUACGUUAUUGUACAUGGGCAUCUGAGUACCUACAAUACUCACUACUGCUUACUAUAGUAUAACAAAGCUCCAGUAGUAGUGAAGUUGUUUCCUCAGUUAAACAGACAUUUGUCGACAUGAGCAGCCAUCAUCUUCAAAAUAAACAUGUAACAAUGCAUUGAUGAUAUAGCUAGAGGAAUAAAAUUUUAAAUAAAUCUACUUAAGGAAAGUACAAAUACAAAGUAAAUGUACUUUGCUACAUCCACAACUGCUUGUACUCCUGUGUAGCAAAAAUGCUCAGUAUUUCCUCUUAGAGACGUAGAAGCCUCAGGGUCACCAGUUCUUAAAAGCCACUGAAAGUUUUACAAAAUAGACAGAUAUGGAUUAUUAAAGGUUUUUAGGUCUAUAAAGUUUAUGCAAAUAGAAGUGAUCCGUUAUCUACACCACUGUCUGUCUUCCACUGUUUUUUAAUUCAGCUUUUGAAUUCAUAUACAAGUCUCUGCUGCUCAACACACACAAUAUAUUAUUUUGCAGUGCAGCGUCAGAGAAGAUGAGUUUCCGACAUCACUGCAACAAAGCCGAGACGUUUCACACAUUCAGGCCCUGCUCUGGUUUAAUCGAUAUCGAGUUCUCACUAUAAAACUCCAUCAGAGCUGUAACAGUAAUCAACCUCGAUUCUUGUCUCAAAGUGCAGCAACCCUGACUCAUUCUGAGCACUGACCAUAAAGGCAUCAUCUCGUCAAAUAUCUUUCUGUCUCACUGUGGCCCAGCCGUCAUUAUUUAAACUAAAUAUUUGGUGAAAAUGUCAAGAAAUGCCCUU